Clonostachys rhizophaga is the source of this 2832-nucleotide messenger RNA. Lineage: Eukaryota; Fungi; Ascomycota; Sordariomycetes; Hypocreales; Bionectriaceae. The record is from the annotation of a GenBank genome assembly.
AUGGCAGACCCAGGGGUAUCUGGCCUCGGCUCUCAGAAUGCCACGAAUUGGACUGGCAUGACGGCCUGGACUGCCAACCUAACCCGCUAUGCGCCGUCGAUGGAGGACCUUGUCUGGGCUUGUCCUCGGAUGUUUAAGCGGCUCGGCUCCUUCAUGGCCCCUUCCGAUGCUCAGUCCUUGAACGAAUCCGCCAGCCAGCUUGCAACCAACCCCGCCGCAGUUGGCGCCGAUCUCUUGCGAACCGCGAAUGCGACCUUUGAAACUCUGAUGGACUUGGGCGAAGGCGGAACAGCCGGGGGAGCCGCGACAGCGGAGGAAGCCACCGUCCGACGGCUGUCCCUCGAAGGAGCGCGUAGCUUUGGGGGAGUUUUCAGCUAUGUAACAAGCAAAUGGGCAUUAGCCUGCAUUGUCAUGGCCGUCGUCCUCAACCGAACUCAUAUCUAUGCUGCCACCCGGCGUCGUUUACAACUCCGAUGGACCGUCCGACUUGUGCUUAGGAUUGUUCCAAUCAUCUGGAUAUCCGUUCAUGCCGUCCGGCUCCUACAGUCUAUUCAAUGCCAAACGUCUCCAGAUUUUGCCGAAUUACGUUUUGGAAAUUCUAGCAUGAAAUCGGACCUCAUGUUUUCUUACAACAAUCCAUUCUUUAACCGCCUCGGCGCCACUAUUCUCGGCGCUACUGAUGAGCAGUCCUGCCGAUCAGUCAAGAUGAUUUUAUCAGAAGAUGAUGAUGACACUCGGCAUAUUCAGGGAUCAUUAUCGGCGCUCUGGCCUUUGUUCCUGAGCUUUUGCUUGAGUAACUUUAUCGAGAGUGUGUCAUGCACUGUUCAAGGUCGGCCGCACGCAUCUGAAGUAGCCAUGAGCUUGUUUGAACAGUCACUCGCCUUUGCUGAGGCUGAUGCAGCCAUAAGCAACCAACUGAGCUGGAGUUCGUUUACAAAAGGCUCAGGAGUCAAGGUGGCAGUUAACGGCACCACUAUCGCUUUGACACGGUCGAUGAUCAUGAAUCGCGUGAAUACGGCUCCUGAGGUUUUGUGGAUUGCUUUUCUCUGUGCGAUCACCCAUGUUACGAACCACAUGCUCGGCGUUUUCGACCUUCAAGCCAAGUUUCGAUUGUAUAACACAGGCAUCUGGGCAUUCUGCUUCAUCGGUACCUUCAUCUGGUCGACAGUGACAUUUGACUUGGAUGACCCUGCGAGUCAAGGCCUGCUACGAUUCCCAGCUGUUUGUAUUAUUGGAAUGAUACCGCAUAUUCUUGUCCUUUUUGGCAUCAUCAUAUGUUUCUCUAUCUACGGGAUAGCCUUGAUCCUGUCUGCGCUCUCCUCGGGUGGAGAUGAUGAACGAGCGAGCAUGUCGUUCCGCCAGCGUCUGAUGCAUGCGCACCAAAAUAUGCAGGCCAAUAUCUCAUUGUCCGAGAUUAGGAUAACUAGAGAAAUGGAUAUUUACACUGCUUUGUUGAGAACAGGGUUUACUGCGGUCACUAUGGCUAGUGAAGCAGUCUACCUCAACGAGGACCGCGGGGUAAGUGUACAGAGUCAUACGUGGUUGGAUAACGCUCGUCUCCAAGAAGCAGAGGAGAUGCAGAGAAAUUGGAGUGGCCUCGGGCUCACAAACAGUCAAUACGACAACAUUGGAGCAAUUGGUUUAGUCCCAGUGCAAGGCAAAUAUGGAUACUCAGCAAAUGGGUACGCUAGAGAGCGGGCGGCACAGAAAGUUCCAAAAGGUGGCGUUGACCGCAGUAUUCGCAAUGGAGUGGGCGCGGCCGAGAGAAGCGCUCGCUGGCUGAUGGCCCUCGAGCUGUUCCUAACGGUCCAUAGACUCUUUGCGCGAAUCUCGGCGUUGAUCCUGCUAUGGAUGUUCCGUGUUGCUCGUAUUCGAGCCCAGCCCGCAUGGCUGCUUCAGAUGGCGAACCGAUCAAGUGAGAGGAAGGAAGGCAAGGAUGAGGACAAAUCCAAGGAUGGACCAGGAGGCUCGGGUUCUAAAACUGUUGAUGAAAAUCCCCUCGCUAGGCCCGAGAACCAGGAUAUUGAAGCCGAGUUCCGACGAAGCGAGCCCUCCAUGAACGAGGAGUACCUGGAAUCAGAGCUAUACACCUACUGGCUUAGGGGUGGAUGGUGGGGUGGACAUGAUUCUAGCGGUGACUUCAGGCCAGCUGCAGUCGACGACGACUGGGAUACGACGAGCGUGGUCACGGCUACGACAACUGAUGGUGACAGUCAGGAUGAGUAUGCCUGGGAGUCUGAAGAAGACGGACAGAGGACACCCACUGGACGGUCGCCUCGUCGUUCUCGAGACGAGUCCUCCCUCAUCGACAGCCCGUUCUCUAUGAAUGAUUUUGCUCGUCUCCUGCAACCUAAGAGCCGAGAGGAGCGUGAGCAUGCCCGCAAUUUGGCCGCGCACCUGCAGAGCGACAAGAUUAUGACAAGGUCGCAAUAUAGGCGCAUCGAGAGCCUUCAGCGAACACGUAUCCUAACAAAUCCUGGCUCAGGGCCUACCAACGACGGAGUCAUGGCAGCACCUGGGCGAGGCGGCAGGAAGCUUUCACCUGAUGACGAGGAGCGAGUGCUGGAGCAGCUGCUCCUUGCUCGACGCCAGUCUGCAGCUGUGCCUGCCAGCAUGUCAGCUAGCACCUGGCAAGAUGGUGCAGCCGGGCUGGGUAGUGGCGGGCCUCCAUGCGUUGUUUGCCAGAGCUCACCACGUUCCAUCAUUGUCUGGCCUUGCCGCUGCCUCAGCUUGUGCGAUGAGUGCCGCGUCUCGCUCGCCAUCAAUAACUUUGACAAGUGCGUGUGCUGCCGGCGGGAUGUUAUUUCUUUUAGCCGUAUCUUUGUUCCCUGA